This is a messenger RNA of Mycena indigotica, 696 nucleotides long. RefSeq names its product Membrane protein. The coding region runs from base 1 to 696 and encodes 231 amino acids. The record is from RefSeq and is a predicted model, not a curated record. Gene Ontology annotation, biological process: endoplasmic reticulum to Golgi vesicle-mediated transport; intracellular protein transport; Golgi organization. Gene Ontology annotation, cellular component: endoplasmic reticulum; endoplasmic reticulum-Golgi intermediate compartment; COPII-coated ER to Golgi transport vesicle. The transcript has 2 exons. NCBI's taxonomy places the organism in Eukaryota, Fungi, Basidiomycota, Agaricomycetes, Agaricales, Mycenaceae.
AUGAUACCACGACGAGCAAUUUUCUGGACGCUCUUGCUGUGCAUUACCGCGUCGAAUGCUCUUCACUUUUACCUCGAUGCCAAUGAGAAACGUUGUUUCAUUGAGGAGCUUCCGAUGGACACGGUUGUUGAGGGCGAGUACUCUUUUCCUACUAAAACCCUUGCUGUAUUUAAUGGACCAACAGGCCACUACCGAGCACUAGAGUGGUCAGAGGACAGUCAGACGUAUGAAAUGGACGAGAACCUGGGAAUAAUAGUGGAGGUGGACGAACUCGACAGCGGACACAGUGUGGUGAAGACAAGGGGCCCGAGUGAAGGCCGUUUCACAUUCACCUCCCAUGAAGCUGGCGACCAUACGAUAUGUCUAUCGACAAACUACACUUCGUGGUUCUCCAGCACGCAUCUCCGUCUUUACCUCGACGUUGUUGUGGGCCAAACCAAAGCUGAUGCCGACCACGACCGCUCUCAUGUGUCCGAACUUGCGUCGAAGAUUCGCGACCUAAACCAGAAACUUGAAGAUAUUUACCGGGAACAGUCUUACCAGCGCCAACGAGAAGCCGAUUACCGUAACCUCAGCGAGGCCACCAACUCCCGUGCGGUAUGGUAUAGUAUCGCGCAGAUUUUAGUUUUGGUUGGCACUUGCACUUGGCAGUUGAGACACCUGAAGCGCUUUUUCGAGGAUAGAAAGAUGCGCUAG